AAUUCUACCCCAUCACACAUGAUUGUCCUCGAUCUGAAAUCCAACUCUAGCAGAGCAGUCAAUUCAGGGCUUCCAAAAAAAACAGUCAAUUCAGCUGCACAACCUAACCAAGACCCAGGCAACUGCAUUCUGCUCCUCUUCUCCGUUGCCUUUCACACACUAGCUCAUGUUUUGCGUGAGCAAUAUCCAAUCCCAGUGUAUAUCCGAUCCUCAGCUCAUGUGUUUUGGCACAGUUUCUUUGCAGUAAGCAAUAAUGCAAGCCAAGCAUCACCAAUGGCGUCGUCACUUCCUUCCUCCUCUGCGCAGCACGAAGCUAUGUCGUUGUCGUCCUCGUCCACGCCUCACGGUUGCAAGAACGAAACUGCUUAGCGUCUCCUUGUGCAUCGUCCUCGCAUUCGGCGUCGAGGCAGGCGGCGCGUCGGCCGGCAGCGCCGCCGACCAGUUCGUCUACUCCGGCUUCGCGGGCGCCAACGUCACCCUCGACGGCGCCGCCGUGGUCACGCCGUCGGGCCUGCUGGAGCUCACCAACGGCACGCUCCGGCAGAAGGCGCACGCCAUGCACCCAGCCGAGCUCCGUUUCCGUGAGGCGAGCAACGGCACGGCCACAGCGCGGUCCUUCUCGGCGUCCUUCGUGUUCGGCAUCCUCUGCCCGGACGCGGACGCCUGCGGCCACGGGAUCGUCCUCUUCGUCGCGCCGGCCAGCUACGACCUCGCCGCCGCGUUCCCGAGCCAGUACAUCGGCCUCGUCAACGGCAGCACCAACGGCGACCCCGCCGACCACCUCUUCGGCGUGGAGCUCGACACCGACCAGAACAACGAGUUCCGCGACAUCAACGGCAACCACGUCGGCGUCGACGUCAACAGCCUCGUCUCCGUCUCCUCGACCAGCGCCGGCUACUACGACGACGACGCCGGCCGCGGCGUGUUCCGCAACCUGACGCUCGCGAGCGGCGAGGCGAUGCAGGUGUGGGUGGACUACGACGGCGAGCAGAAACGUGUCGACGUGACCAUGGCUCCCCUGAGAAUGGCCAAACCCAGCAGGCCGCUGCUCUCCACCGCCUACGACCUCUCCACGGUGCUCACCGACGUCGCUCGCGUCGGCUUCUCGUCGGCGACAGGCUCGUUCAACUCGCGGCACUACGUUCUCGGUUGGAGCUUCGCCAUGGACGGACCUGCCCCGGCCAUCGACAUCGCCAAGCUGCCAAAGCUGCCUCGCUUUGGCCCCAAGCACCGUGCCAAACUGGCAGAGAUCAUCCCGCCGGUAGCCACGGCAGCAGUCAUCUUGGCCGUGGGUGCCAUUGCCGUUCUCCUGGUGCGGAGGCGGCUGCGGUACACCGAGGUGCGAGAAGAUUGGGAGGUCGAGUUUGGGCCACACCGGUUUUCGUACAAGGACUUGUUCAAUGCAACAGAAGGGUUCAAGAACAAGAACCUUCUUGGUGUUGGAGGGUUUGGGAGGGUGUACAAGGGAGUGCUUCCGGUGUCGAAAAUGGAGAUCGCCGUCAAGAAGGUGUCACAUGACUCCAAGCAAGGGAUGAAGGAGUUCAUAGCAGAGGUUGUUAGCAUUGGCCGCCUACAGCACCGCAACCUUGUGCAGUUACUAGGUUACUGCAGGCGAAAAGGUGAACUCCUCCUGGUCUACGAGUACAUGUCGAAUGGAAGCCUUGACAAACACUUGUAUGGUGGUGACCAAAACCAUGACAUGCCAAUUCUGAAUUGGGAUCAGAGGUUCCGGAUCAUCAAGGGGAUCGCGUCCGGGCUGCUCUAUCUCCAUGAAGAGUGGGAGAAAGUAAUCAUCCACCGCGAUAUCAAGGCGAGCAAUGUGCUGCUUGAUAAUGACAUGGAAGGACGGCUUGGUGACUUCGGCCUUGCAAGGUUGUAUGACCAUGGUACUGAUCCACAUACAACUCAUGUGGUUGGUACCAUAGGGUACCUUGCUCCCGAGCUUGGCCGCAGCAGCAAGGCGACGCCUUUGUCGGAUGUUUUCGCCUUCGGCAUGUUCGUUCUUGAAGUCACCUGUGGCCAGAGGCCCAUCAGGCAGAGCUCCAACGGUGACCAGCUCUUGUUGGUUGAUUGGGUUGUUGAGCAUUGGCACCAUGGAUCACUGACUGAUACUGUGGAUGCUAGGCUCCAUGGAAGCUACAACAUUGAUGAGGCAUCUCUGGCUCUCAAGAUAGGGUUGCUAUGCUCUCACCCGUUGUCCAGCGUGAGACCAAGCAUGCGGCAAGUCUCCAAGUACCUUAGCGGAGACAUACCAGUACCGGAGUUGGCGCCGACACACCGGAGCUUUGAAUCCCUUGCGCUGAUGCAGAACGAAGGGUUCGACUCGUAUGUCAUGUCUUACCCCUCGUCCAUGGUCACCAUGACCACCAUGUCCAGCCCUUCAGGAGAAGUGAUAACAUGAGCUGCCUUCUAUUUCAUAACCUUUGAUGUAAAUGAGCUGAAUUCCAUGAUUAACAAUCCCUUGAAAAAAGUUGAAGUAUGUAUGGAAAAGAUUACUCUUGUGUUAUAAACUUAUACUCCCUCCGCUCAAGAA
Molecule: messenger RNA, 2533 nt
Organism: Sorghum bicolor (sorghum)
Lineage: Eukaryota; Viridiplantae; Streptophyta; Magnoliopsida; Poales; Poaceae
Product: L-type lectin-domain containing receptor kinase IV.1
Exons: 1
Coding region: 254-2401 (715 amino acids)
Biological process (GO): protein phosphorylation
Cellular component (GO): plasma membrane
Molecular function (GO): protein kinase activity; ATP binding; carbohydrate binding
Source: RefSeq, a predicted model, not a curated record